AUGGACAAAAAAAUAAAAAGACCCAGACUAACUACAACGCAAACUAAAUUCCUGUCCGCCGUAUACGAACAAAACCAAAAGCCAAAUAAUAUCCUGCGUAAGGAAAUCUCAAAGGACUUUAAUAUUCCAAUUAGAACAGUCCAAAUAUGGUUCCAAAAUAAAAGAGCAAAAGAUAAGAGAUUAAGACAAAAUAAGACAGAUAUAAAUAUAAAUAUACAGCCAGAUACAGAUGAUAAACAUAUUACAAUCACAUCAUAUGAUGAAUAUUAUAAUAGUUUUAUAGAAGAAAAUUAUAAAUAA
Molecule: messenger RNA, 300 nt
Organism: Nematocida ausubeli
Lineage: Eukaryota; Fungi; Microsporidia
Exons: 1
Coding region: 1-300 (99 amino acids)
Biological process (GO): regulation of transcription by RNA polymerase II; cell differentiation
Molecular function (GO): RNA polymerase II cis-regulatory region sequence-specific DNA binding
Source: RefSeq, a predicted model, not a curated record